This is a messenger RNA of Nicotiana tabacum (common tobacco), 1580 nucleotides long. NCBI's taxonomy places the organism in Eukaryota, Viridiplantae, Streptophyta, Magnoliopsida, Solanales, Solanaceae. The record is from RefSeq and is a predicted model, not a curated record.
AGCCAUCAGUCUGUCACAACAAUGGAGUCCAAAUUCCUCUCUUCAAUUGCUCCGGCGCCGUCGCCGACACUUUCUACCUUUCCGGUUUCCUCCGACGAAGCCACGAACCGGACUAUUCAAAGUCCGUCUGCAAAAUCUCCGGCGCCCCCAACAACGCCGUCGACGCCGUUAUCCACUCAAGAUAUACGGCGAUGGAGACCGGCGGCGCAACGAAACCUGAGAAACCAAUGGUCGAAGUUGGCUGCUCUGAGGACGCAAUGGUUUUCCUUAUCCUCCACUGCUCGAUCAUAUGCCACUUCUGUAGUCAAUUCACAUCUCUCCCAAAGGUAUAUGGAUGCGAUGGACUUGGGUGUUUUAACAGAUAUGCCUGAUAUACGUAAAAAAGCAUGUAGGAAAUUGUUCAAGCAGCAGGUGAUUAUAGAGACUUAUAGGAGUAACCUCUUGUCAUCUUACAAAGAUAUGGUGGCUGUUGUAACUCAGAUGGUCAAUGUUUCUAAAUCUAUGAGGUGUUACCGCAAAGGAACAAAUGGCAGUGCACUUACUGAGUUUUCUUUGUUCCCUGGAGAUCAGAAUGACACUGGUGAUGGUGAUGGGAUUCCUGUUUUCACCUUUUGGUCAAUCUUUGAUUUCGAGAAACUGGCAUUGGAGCUGGUCCAGAUGUUUGUGUCAGAAACGAAUAUAAAGCGGUUGCUUGUAAUGGAAAUAUGCUCCAUUGGUUCCGAGGAAUUUUCCCAGGUCGACAGGCUGAAAUGGAGUGAUCAUUUCUAUGUAGGAGAGUUUGAUGAUCUGCUCAAAUGCAAUUCAAACUCAAAUGAGGUUCUUAAGCAACUCGUGCCCAGGCUAGAGAGCUGCAAUUCUCGGACUUCCCCCAUGCAAUCGAGUAAUCAAUUAGAGAGCAAUAUUCUCCAGGUUUACUUAACAACCUGGCUUGCAGAAGUCAAUGUCGAUAGAUUCAGGAUAGGUGAAUUAUUUGCUAUGGUAGGUGAGGAGAUGCAUGUUACCAUAUCUUGAAGCCUCAACUACACAGGUAGGCGAACAAGGGUGAAAAAACCCUUUAAAUUUUAACGUUGUAAUUCCAAGAUCAAGCUUGAGCUCAUCCAUAUGCCUGAUGAAGCAUUGAGCUGAUCUUCAAGCUUCUAAGAUUUUUAUCUUCAUCCUUAUCUGGAUGUAUCUAUUGCACCUGAGCAGAGCAGAAUGGAUACAAAAGAUUAGCAUGGAUAGCCCCAACUCAUUUGGUCGAGGCAUGUAUAUAUACAUGUAAUGGUGAUGGGUCUAUUCGCCAAUGAGGUCGAUAGAGCUUGAAAAGAUAUAAAAGCGACCUAAGCUGGGAUUUAAGAUGGUGAAGUUGUUCUUGUCCAGGAGAAUCAUCCAACUUACAAACAAUGCUACUGUUGUUUCCCGGGCAAUGUAUCCAAGUAUCAGGCUAAUGACUGCCUAAUGCUGUCUUUGUCUGUUAAAGCAACUGGCGGGUGAAGUGCCAACACUGACAUAUUUAGUACUCCCUCUGUUUCAAUUUAUGUGAACCCAUUUGAAUGGGCACGGAGUUUAAGAAAAGAAAGAAGAUUUUUGAACUUGUGGUG